This is a messenger RNA of Anolis sagrei ordinatus, 5225 nucleotides long. RefSeq names its product histone deacetylase 7 (gene HDAC7). Gene Ontology annotation, biological process: negative regulation of transcription by RNA polymerase II. Gene Ontology annotation, cellular component: histone deacetylase complex. Lineage: Eukaryota; Metazoa; Chordata; Lepidosauria; Squamata; Anolidae. Gene Ontology annotation, molecular function: histone deacetylase activity; transcription factor binding. The record is from RefSeq and is a predicted model, not a curated record.
UCGCCCUCCUCUCCCCGGCGGACUCCGCCCCGGCUUCUCUUUUUUUUCCACGGAGGAGGAAAAGGAGAGCCACGCGAGGCCCAGCGCAGGUGGAGAGAGGCGGAGAGAGGGAGCCCAGAAGGGAGGGAGGGAUGCCCAGAGGAUGCGGCGCCCACUGAGCUCCCCACGCGAGACCAUCGGCGGUUUUGUUCCUUCUCCUCCUCCUCCUCCCUCUGCGUCUUGAGCCUGGGCUGUGGGCUCCUCCAUGCCCGGAUUGCACCCAACCCUGGGGACACCCACGGAGAGGCACAGAGUCAGCAGCAGUAGCAGCAGCAGCAGCCCCACUCACGACCCGGGCGCUCUUUUCUCCCCCGCAGAUGGGACGCCGGGCCGAGCGAAGGAGGACGAGGAGGGCGUGAGCCUUGAAGGGGAGAGCGGCUCUUCCAGCCAAGCUGCCGUGAAGUUCUGUGUCUCCUUGCGGGUUCCCCAGACCAUCCCCAUGGACCUGAGGAUUGGACAGCGACUUGCCAAACCUGGCCCAGAUACAGCUUUGCUGGCCCUGAAGCAGACACAGCUACAGCACCAGCUUUUUCUAGCAAGCUUGCACCAGCAGCAAGUGGAGCAGCUCACCCAUCCACACCUGCGGGUGCCGAUGGAGCCGCCAUCUCAAGAACCCGUCCCUGGAAAGCAAGAGCAGGAAUUGCGACUCCUCUUGAAUAAAGACAAAAGCAAACGCAGUGCUGUUGCAAGUAUGGUUGUAAAGCAGAAGUUGGCAGAGGUAAUCCUGAAGAAACAACAGGCUGCUCUGGAGAGGACCAAUGCCCCUGUCAUGUCCUACAGGUCCUUGGAGCCAAUGGAACAUGAAACCCCAGUCAAUCCUGUGCUUUCCAGUUUCUUCCCUCCUGUCUCAAACAGUUCCGGGGACUCUCCAGAACAUUUCCCAUUAAGGAAAACAGCAUCGGAGCCCAACCUGAAGCUGCGCUAUAAGGCUAAAAAGGCUGGUGAGCGGCGCAAAAACCCACUGACCCGCAAGGAAAGUGCACCCCCUUCCUUGAGGAGGCGUCCUCCAGAAGCCAUUGAUUCAUCUCCCAGCAGCAGCAGCACCCCAGUCUCCGGCUGCAGCUCACCCAAUGACAGUCUUGUGCCUGAACACGGGGCCCUUCCACCAGCACCAGGACUCAUGCAAGAGACACCACUAGCUCAGCGCCUGAGAAUGCAAGAGAGCUCAUUGGCCCAGUUUGCUCUUCAGACCAGUGGCUCCCUCCCAGCGCUUACCCUUGGACUGCCAGCCACUUCAGCAUCACCUGUCCGGGGAGAUGGAGAUCACAGGACACUCCCUGGCCUCGCACACAAGGUUCCUGUCCUCACCAGCACCCAUGCGCCUGUGUUUCUGUCCACCAGCUUAGAGCAACAUGACCCAGGAAGCCCCCUGUCCACUCGACUCCAGCCUGUGAUCAUCCUAGAGCCCUCACUCGCCCAUUCUCCUCUGGUGACAGUUCCAGGUCUGGGAACAGUCCCCUUUCACUUCAGCCAUUCGGUGCUUCCCCCGGAGCGGCUCUCGGUGCCAAUCCACAAGCCCUUGGGACGGACGCGCUCAGAGCCUCUGCCACCCAGUUCCAGAGCCGUACAACAACAGCUGGCCUACCAGCAACACCACACCCUUUUCCUCGAGCGGCUGAAACACCAGACACCUUUGGGCAAGCGCAUGUCCAAGAGUGAGAAGCCUCGGUUGCAGCAGAUCCCCUCUUCCGAAGAUAUGGAAGCAGAGGCAGGAGGAGAUGUGAGUGACCUUCCUCCAAGCCAGGUGGAGCCUUCAUCAGCAGGAACUGGCACUAAGGAGGCAGAAAGGAGCGCCAGGUUGGGUCAGCCCCAGGAGGAUCAUAUCUUUCAUCAGACCCAGUAUACCUGGGAGAAGCACCAACAGCGUGGCCAGCAGCACCAGCUUCUUCAGAGGCAGCCUGCUUCUGAUUCCCUGCUGAUCCCUGCUGCCCGUGGAAGCCACCGGCCACUUUCCAGAGCUCAUUCGUCACCAGCCCCAGCUACUGCAUCCCUACCCAACCAGGACACAUCUUCCAAGGCCCUGCCACCACCAGUGCAAGAACAGUCCACCAAACCACGGUUCACCACAGGAAUUGUGUAUGACUCGGUCAUGCUGAAGCACCAAUGCUCCUGCGGGGACAAUAGCAACCAUCCUGAACAUGCUGGCCGCAUCCAGAGCAUCUGGUCUCGACUGCAGGAACGGGGCUUACGCAGCCAGUGUGAGUGCCUCCGGGGACGCAAGGCCACUUUGGAGGAGCUGCAGUCUGUUCACACCGAGCGUCAUGUGCUGCUGUAUGGCACCAACCCCCUCAGCCGCCUGAAGCUGGACAAUGGGAAAUUGGCAGGAAUCCUGUCCCAGCGAAUGUUUGUCAUGCUGCCUUGCGGUGGAGUUGGGGUGGAUAGUGAUACCAUUUGGAAUGAACUGCACUCCAGCAACGCAGCACGAUGGGCUGCUGGUAGCGUCACAGAACUGGCCUUUAAAGUGGCCAGUCGGCAACUGAAGAAUGGCUUUGCAGUAGUACGGCCUCCAGGACACCAUGCAGAUCCCUCAACAGCCAUGGGCUUCUGUUUCUUCAAUUCUGUGGCAAUUGCAGCCAGGCAGCUCCAGCAGAAAGGGAAGAUCAAUAAGAUUCUUAUUGUAGACUGGGAUGUUCACCAUGGCAAUGGAACACAGCAGGUGUUUUACCGAGACCCAAAUGUCCUCUAUAUCUCUCUACAUCGGCAUGACAAUGGUAACUUCUUCCCUGGAAGUGGAGCAGCUGAUGAGGUGGGCUCUGGUGCUGGUGAGGGCUUCACAGUCAACGUCGCUUGGACAGGUGGCCUUGACCCACCCAUGGGAGAUCCGGAGUACUUAGCUGCUUUCCGGACAGUUGUGAUGCCAAUUGCCCGCGAGUUCUGCCCUGAUGUGGUGCUGGUGUCUGCAGGCUUUGAUGCAGCCGAAGGCCAUCCUCCCCCACUCGGUGGCUACAAAGUUUCAGCCAAAUGUUUUGGCUACAUGACCCGACAGCUGAUGAACGUGGCUGGAGGGGCCCUUGUUCUUGCGCUGGAAGGAGGUCAUGAUCUGACUGCCAUCUGUGACGCCUCUGAAGCAUGUGUCUCCGCCCUGCUGGGUAAUGAGCUGGAACCCCUUCCAGAGGACACUCUACAACAGAAACCCAACACAAAUGCGGUGCACUCUUUGGACGUGGUGAUUCGGGUGCAAAGCCAAUACUGGAGCUCUGUGCGGCGCUUUGCCUCCACCGUGGGCUACUCAUUCCUGGAAGCCCAGCACCACGACACGGAAGAAGUGGAGACUGUGACAGCACUGGCCUCACUUUCUGUGAUGGCUGAAAAAAGGCAGCAGGAUGAGCCUAUGGAAGAAGAGCCUAUGAACCAAUGAAGAUCUGUUUCAUCCUCCCAAUGGGAACAGAAUGUCCUUAGUGGUUCAUUCCUCAUAACACAGUCCUGGUCCAUUGCAUAGCCCAUAUUACUGUGACUCCCAAGGCUGGAAAAUACAUUCAACUGUUGCAAUACCAGCUGUGUGGAAGGGGCAUGUGGCAGAUCAUCCAGGAUUAGUAGGUCCCCCUUGGGGGCUGCCACAUGCGAAACUCCACAUUCCAAGAAGGAGUCCCAGAACUGUGGUCCUCCUGUUGGAGAACCAGCUUGGAUUAAAACUCUGACAACCAACAGUGCUUGGUGGGACACAGGAGACUGAAUAUGGACUGCAAAACUGGAGAGUUUACUCCGACGUUGGGGUGGUGCCUUUUCCCCUCCAGAACCAAAGAGGCCCCACGGAGAGAUCCUGCUGGGGCAGAGCCAGGGUUUUAUUGUCCUUAUUCUCUUUUUUUCUAAGCAAGACUUCUUCCCUUCUUGAAAGAAGCUGGACCUUUACAACAGGAGAACUUUAAAAAACAACUAUUGGAUUUCCAAUACUUUGCAACAUCUUUAAAGAGUCACCUAGGCCAGUUCCUGCUUCAACCACUGUCCCAAACUUUCCCCUUUUGUUCUAGGACCUCCCUAAUUUGCACUAUAUACAGAUCAUUACAGACACAGACUUUUAUCUGGUUCCCCACAGGACUUUGUGGGAACAAACCGAAUCUCCUUUCGGACUCAAGCCCUCAAUGUACCAUUCCUCAACAUACCAUGUAAAUAUGCAGCCCGGUGGUGUUUGUGGCUGGUUGAUGUGCCUCUGAUCCUUGAACAUAGGCCAUUCUUAUUCCAAAAACAAUUUUUGAGGGCGGGAAUGGGGAGGAAAGAACGUGGGGAGGGUAAUGUGUUCUCUGUUAUCCCAGUCAAUAUGUGGAAUUCAAUUUCUUGUCAAUCUUAGUUGUUUGGGUGCUUUGUUGGUCUUCCCCUCCCCCCUUUGUCAAAACACACACAAAAAAAAAACACAGCCCACACAAGCUUCUAUCCUCAUGAUGUGUUUGAAAACAAGCAGGCAUUGCACCUAUAAAUGCUCUGUUAUUUUGAUAAGUGGCAUGUGUGAUCUACAUCGCUGUGACUUCUUUACAACUUUUCUUGAAAAGCACCCACUUCUCAUCUGUCAGAACUGCCAAUUUGUCAAAAAGUGUCCUACAAGAAAACACGACUUGGUAUGUAAGAAAAUUACAAGUAGACAUCAUGCAGAUGAACAUGUGCCAGUCCCACACACUUCUGUUUCUCAUUGUGAAUUGGAAAGCUGCAAAUGAUGGUAGUGAAACCAUUUCACACACAGGAAGACCAUCAUGGCUCUCAAUCUCACUGCCAGUGGCCAAAUUGGGAGUGUGGACAGAGCAAAAGUGGAGAGAAAGGCUGCAUUUGGUGGAAAGGGGAGCAAGGUAUAUGCUAAAGGAUGCAGUGUAUAGAACACAUAUAGAAGAAACUCCUGGAUCUAAACCAGCCAGUAAAUUGAGCAUUUGCUACAGCUCAAACAUGCUAUUUUUUCCAUCAAACAGCAGGACUUCAUAUAUUAAAGCUCAACUUCUAUUCCUAAGCAGUGCAGUUGGGGAUACUCCUACUAUGCACCUGGAGACAUGAGGUAGUGGGUUUCAGUCAAAACCAUGAAGCCGGGAAAAGGACGGGGGGUAGAAGAAAGUAUUGGAGUCUUACAGUGGUAACCAGAGUAUUUAAAGUGUUAGCCCCAACACAGGAGUAGACAGCACAUAUAUGGAGGUCCAGUCAUAUGUUUUGGCCUGACUGCACCCAUUUGCUGUUACUGCCAAUAAAAUCCCACUGCUGAAAUUCAAAAA